Messenger RNA from Colletes gigas, 2738 nucleotides. Its product is annotated as UPF0047 protein YjbQ. The transcript is spliced from 4 exons. Bases 436 to 948 code for a protein of 170 amino acids. Lineage: Eukaryota; Metazoa; Arthropoda; Insecta; Hymenoptera; Colletidae. The record is from RefSeq and is a predicted model, not a curated record.
AUCGAAAAAGCUCACAUUAUUGUUUGGAUUACUAUUCGAGUUAUUCGUUCUCCGUAAUUAAAUAUCUCUGAACAAUAUGACAGGCUAUCGUUAAAAUUCUACCAAAGUAGAACCGUCGAUCGUAGAAGAACCAAUCCGAAUACCGAAAGUGAUAACGAUGAUUUGGUUUAAAAUUAUUUUAUCACGUCCUCUCACUAUUAGUACGCGUACGUGAUACUAAUAGUGAACACAUAUUUCGUGUAGAUGAAGGUGAGCGUGCAUGUAUGGAAAGCUCCGAUACAUACGUGCACGUUGAGUCGAAUCAUUAUAUUUCUCAUAACCUUUUUUACCGAUUACGGAGCACGCCGGAUGCGAAUUAGACAAUCUUUAAAGAUGUGGCUAAAUCCCAACGUCUUGUAGCCGGUCGAGCGUGUAUUCUCUACGGUUUAUCAUAUCAUGGCCUCGUCAAACAAAAAAAUUCAAAUCGGCUCGGCUUGGUUUCAAACGAAAAUUAACCUAAGACCGCAGCGUCGAGGCAUCCAUCACGUCACCGAGGAAAUAUUGAGAAGAAUCCCGGAACUCUGCGAAUUCUCCGUCGGAAUAUGUCACAUACAAAUACUUCACACAUCUGCAAGUUUAGCAUUAAACGAAAAUUGGGAUCCGGAUGUUAGAGAUGAUGUAGAAAUGAUGCUUAAUAAAAUAAUUCCUGAGGGAUUGGCCUAUCGACAUAGUUGCGAAGGACCAGACGAUAUGCCAGCGCACGUAAAGGCAUGUUUCCUGGGCUCUUCGUUGAGCAUUCCGAUAACCGAUGGGAAGUUGACGUUGGGAACGUGGCAAGGGAUCUGGCUAUGCGAGCACCGCAACGACGCCGGAAGUCGCAAGGUCGCCAUAACGUUGACCGGUUGCCUGAGGGGUUCAGCGAGCAGCCCAUUGAGUCCUGUUAGCCCCAUCGCUUCGACUAGCAGCUAGGACCACUCACACCCCCAACGGCGUGGCAACCGUCAACUGGGCAUAUCCGCAUCCAAGUAUUCGAGCUAGCAGCCGCUUAAUUUUAGCAAUAUUCUAAGAGUCUAAUUAUAAAAAACGAUGGAAACAAACAAAGAGUGUAUGGAUACUUUCAAACCUUAAGAAGUGAACAAAAAAAAAUAUAAAUCUUUCUUAAGAAAGAUUACUCAUUAUUCAUCGACCUAAUUACGAUUCCUUUCUGUUAUGAAAGUUUAAUCGAUUGAUGGGGAAUUUUUUGGAGGGUAACCAAACAGAACCUAUACCGACAAUAUUUAUUGUUAAAAAUAAAAGAAACCAGGUUAUUUCAAUAGAAUCGAUUUAUCGUAUAAUUAAAUUCCAAAAGACGAGUACAAGUAUCCAGCACUCUUAGAAUCGAUACUUAAUGCAUUCCGACGAAAAAUGCGUCCAAUACUCCGAAUUUAAAUUGAUAUAGCUUUAUUUAAGAGAUCCCUUUUUGUAAAGAGCGAAAAAGGUAAAAAAACGAGACGUUGCGUUAUUUUUUACGGAUACGUAAGGAAAUAUUCUCCAGGCUAGAGUGCGUGCAAUUCGUUAACAACUCUCUUGAAAUCUCACUGCUUGUCAUAGGAUCAUUUUUUGAUGACCUUUCCCAUCGCAUCGGGGGUGUAAAUAGGUUACCAUCGACUCUUCUUUGCUGUGCUAAACGUAAUCUAGAAAAUCGGUGUUUUGAAAAGCUCGAAAACAUGGAAACGACGAGUCUAGAAUUAUUAUAACUUGAAAAUGUAAUAUAGAAAGGACCGAUCUAAACCGUAAUCGAAAAGAUUUCCGGAGGAUCUAGCACUGCAAAGAAAUCUCGUGUUAUACAGAUUAUUUAUAAAGUUACCAAAUUAACUGAAAAAAAGCUUGUCGUGGGGAGCUUGUUGAAUCGUAUCUCGUAACACUGUUAAGUAAACAGUCGAUGUUAGUUGUUAAUCUUCCUUCGUAAGUAGAAUAAAAACCGGUCGUCCGUUUAAUUAACUGACGGGCGUGCUUAUAAUGUAAAUCCGAUGCAAAGUAGCUUAAUUAAAUCAUUAACGGGCUCAAAAGUUAUAAUUAAUCGAGGAUUACCAACAUCUAGCAAAUCAUUAUCUUUUCGUGGAAACCGAAUUGCCACAAUUUCGGAGAAACGAAGCGAAUUUUAGAUUCCCGAAGGUAAUUACGACGAUUGGGAAAGGGAAAGUUAAUUAUUAUAUACGUGUAUGUGACUGGAACUUGCAUACUUCGUUUUAUAAAUUGUAGGCGAAUUGGUAAUCGUAUCUUUGCAAGCCAAUUACUGUGAAACACUAUUACAAUACAUUUUACAAUUUAACGAUACGUAAAUAUAUAUUUAAUCUCAUCUUCAACAUUUGCAAUUCAUUAGAACUCAUGUUUUUGUUUUUUAGGUGAGCUUUCUGAGUCUUAUUUUUAGAAUUAUUUCUUGGUUUUUUGGGGUUCUGAGUCAGAUUUAAGUCUAAGAACCCGAAGAUUUGUGGGUUUUUAGAUUUUCAGAUUUGCAAUUUCAUUAAAUCUCGUCUUUCUGUUUUUUUAGUUGGGGUUUUUAAGCUUUCUUUCGGGAAUUUUAUGAUUAUUUCUUAGUUUUAGGAGUUCUGGUUCAGGGAAUCCAAAAAUAUGCUAAAUAUGGGUACUCACAUGGGAUUUUAGACUAAUGUUUUUUAAAUUUCUAAUCGUUUUUCCACUAUAUGGAAGAGAAUUUAAAUUUAAAAAAUGAAACAAUUAAUAAUCUGUUGUAUAGGAGGUUUAAUUUUUUUCUUACAAUU